Adineta ricciae is the source of this 130-nucleotide messenger RNA. The record is from the annotation of a GenBank genome assembly. NCBI's taxonomy places the organism in Eukaryota, Metazoa, Rotifera, Eurotatoria, Adinetida, Adinetidae.
AUGUUUACACCAGAAUGUGUGUAUCGACGUCUACGAUCGCCUCCAUCACCACCACCACCGCCUCCAUCACCACCACCACCGCCUCCAUCACCACCACCACCGCCUCCAUCACCACCACCACCGCCUCCAU